UCGUCGAACAACCAGAUCAGACAGUCAAGAUGGCUCCCGCACGCAAGAAGUGGUCCAAGGGCAAGGUCAAGGACAAGGCCCAGCACGCCGUUGUCCUCGAGAAGCAGGUCGCUGAGCGUCUCAACAAGGACGUCCAGUCCUACCGUCUCAUCACCGUCGCCACCCUUGUCGAUCGUCUUAAGAUCAACGGCUCCCUCGCCCGUAAGGCUCUUGAGGACCUCGAGGAGAAGGGCCAGAUCAAGAAGGUUGUCGGCCACUCCAAGUUGAACAUCUACACCCGUGCCGUUACCGCUGAGUAAACGUUUCCUCACUAGUCUUUUCUCGCGGUCCUCUCAUAUUUUACGAAUGAUAUCUCAAAAUUCGGAAGCUUGGCUGGGCGAAUGAUGUAUAGUGGUUCAAUGAAUCAAUCAAUUUCGGAGUGAAAUCCU
Aspergillus caelatus is the source of this 428-nucleotide messenger RNA. RefSeq names its product 40S ribosomal protein eS25. Lineage: Eukaryota; Fungi; Ascomycota; Eurotiomycetes; Eurotiales; Aspergillaceae. The record is from RefSeq and is a predicted model, not a curated record. Gene Ontology annotation, molecular function: structural constituent of ribosome. Bases 30 to 299 code for a protein of 89 amino acids. Gene Ontology annotation, cellular component: cytosolic small ribosomal subunit. The transcript has 4 exons.